Labeo rohita (rohu) is the source of this 801-nucleotide messenger RNA. RefSeq names its product metallothionein-B-like (gene mtbl). Lineage: Eukaryota; Metazoa; Chordata; Actinopteri; Cypriniformes; Cyprinidae. Bases 102 to 293 code for a protein of 63 amino acids. Gene Ontology annotation, molecular function: metal ion binding. The record is from RefSeq and is a predicted model, not a curated record. The transcript is spliced from 3 exons.
UGAUUGUGACGCACGAACAAGCGAUUCCAUUUAUUUCUGUCACAGUCAGAUUUUUCCACAAAGCAUCAUAUACGUUUGUUGGAAUCGGCUCGGGUGCCAAGAUGGAUCCGUGUGGCUGCUCUAAAUCUGGAUCUUGUGACUGCGGGCAAAACUGCAAAUGCACCGACUGCAAGUGCGCACCUAGCAAGAAAAGUUGCGGCAGUUGUCCAUCUGAAGGCAGUAAGGACAAGAAGGGCUGCGAGAGCGCCUGCAAGGACAAGGAGAAGUCGUGCGAGACACGCUGCUGCAAAUAAGUCUAGUAUAACACUGUGAUUUAUUAAUAAUAAUGAAAAAACCCACAACAAUUCUAUAAUGUACUUUCGCAUUUGUUGUGCGUAUUAAUGAAAUGAAAGGAUUCAUUUUGAUUUCUAAUGUUAUUCUUCAUCCAUACAGGAUAAAUAUAGUAUAAAAACUUAAUAGCUCACGUACAUUAAAUAUACCACAAGGUACAAACUAAUAAUAGUCUGCCUAAAUUGAAAGAAAAGAGCAGCUUGUUGCCGAAACCAAACACAAAAAAAAACAAACAAAAAAUGUGUAUAAUUCUGACAAUGUUACAGUACUAAAAGGAAUGAGGUUUGACCUGUCUUUUAAAAUGUAUACAAGGUGUCUGCUUUCUGUUUUGGUUAGACCAGGGGCUUUCAAACUUACUGAUGCUAAGAACAUUCAAGGGACUUCAUUCUUGGAAUAUAAAUGGCUGUUUAACAUGUAUAAAUUUGACACUGUAUGUAUUAAGUGUGACAUUAAAAAGACAACCUGAUUCAA